Messenger RNA from Lactuca virosa, 1376 nucleotides. The record is from the annotation of a GenBank genome assembly. NCBI's taxonomy places the organism in Eukaryota, Viridiplantae, Streptophyta, Magnoliopsida, Asterales, Asteraceae.
ACACGAUCAACCACCCCCAGGCAAAAGGAUCGCCAUCUUCAGCGUAGCCUCAAGUGAAGAUCGUUUUUGAGCGACAAAAGUUGUCUCGAAAAUGCAUUCUCGAUUCAAAUCUCUAUCUCGAACCCUAAUCAAUUCGAAUCUCCUUUCUUCAAUCUCAGUUCGAACCUUCUCUUCUCAAAUCCAACACCCUCAAACCCUAACCGAGCUCCGCCAUCGUCUCGCCGCCGAAUCACCUACCUUAAACGACUUCAUCCGUCUCCAAUCCGAUGAGGAGUAUUCAGUUGAGGUUGGUACGAAGAAGAAGCCCUUACCUAAGCCUAAAUGGAUGAAGGAAUCGAUCCCCGGUGGGGAAAAGUACACGCAUAUUAAAAAGAAGCUUAGGGAAUUGAAGCUUCAUACAGUUUGUGAAGAAGCCAAAUGUCCCAAUUUGGGAGAGUGUUGGUCCGGUGGAGAAACUGGUACUGCUACCGCUACAAUUAUGAUCCUCGGAGAUACUUGUACUAGAGGCUGCAGAUUCUGCAAUGUGAAGACUUCAAAGACCCCACCUCCUCCUGAUCCAAAUGAACCUUCAAAUGUUGCAGAGGCAAUUGCUUCAUGGGGUUUGGAGUAUGUUGUAAUUACCAGUGUUGAUCGUGAUGAUUUAUCUGAUCAAGGAAGUGGCCAUUUUGCUGAAACUGUUCAGAAGUUGAAGACAUUGAAACCUAGUAUGCUGAUAGAAGCCUUGGUUCCUGAUUUCCGAGGAGACGUGUCAUGUGUUGAGAAAGUUGCAAAAUCAGGACUUGAUGUAUUUGCUCAUAACAUUGAAACAGUGGAAGAGCUUCAAAGCUCUGUAAGAGAUCACAGGGCUAAUUUCAAGCAAUCUUUGGGUGUUUUAAUGGCAGCAAAAGAUUAUGCUCCACCAGGAACACUUACAAAAACAUCAGUAAUGUUGGGUUGUGGGGAAACACCAGAUCAAGUGGUGGCUACAAUGGAGAAAGUCAGAGCUGCAGGUGUUGAUGUCAUGACAUUUGGCCAAUACAUGCGUCCUUCAAAGCGCCACAUGGCAGUUUCUGAGUAUAUAACUCCCGAAGCUUUUGAGAAAUAUCGAUUACUUGGCAUGGAAAUGGGAUUUCGAUAUGUGGCAUCUGGUCCUAUGGUGAGGUCGUCAUACAAAGCAGGGGAGUUUUACAUCAAAUCAAUGAUAGAAAAAGAUCGUGCAGCAUCUGCAUAAUUAAUUAUAAUUACUUCUUACUUCAUCUCAUUAAUCAUAACUUUUGUCAUCUCUUAUUCGAUUGCUAUCAGUAAUUCAUACUACUGCUGUUACUUGUAUGCCUAAACCUAAUUCUUUGUAAUUAUGUUGUGUAAUUUCCAUUUACCUCUUUUAAGUCCAUUGCUGU